Gaeumannomyces tritici R3-111a-1 is the source of this 900-nucleotide messenger RNA. RefSeq lists its product as hypothetical. Gene Ontology annotation, biological process: attachment of mitotic spindle microtubules to kinetochore; protein localization to kinetochore; kinetochore assembly. Gene Ontology annotation, cellular component: kinetochore. Bases 1 to 900 code for a protein of 299 amino acids. The record is from RefSeq and is a predicted model, not a curated record. The transcript has a single exon. NCBI's taxonomy places the organism in Eukaryota, Fungi, Ascomycota, Sordariomycetes, Magnaporthales, Magnaporthaceae.
AUGCCCGAAACCAACAACCCCGCCAAGGUCGCCACUCAGCUAGACGCUCUUGCUUCCAAGCACGAGCUCACCGUCGUCCGUCUGAGCGAGCCCAUCACCAGCGCCGUGGAGCAACUAGAAGCGGCCAUCGGCAACAACAACCCAGGCGGCACUACAGCACGUACAUCAGACAUCUCGACGGCGUCGCUCGACGCGCCGACGCCGGCGUCUCUCGAAGCAGACCUCACGCACUACAAGGAGCUAUUCGCCAAACUGCGCUUCAGCUAUGUGGAGCAAGUCACCAAGGAAAAGUUCAUCCGCGCCAUCGUCGGCGACCCGCCAUUAAUCGUGGACCCGGCCGAGAACGCAGAGCUGGAGGCGCUCAACGCCCAAGCCAAGGCGGAACUGAAAACACUCAAACGCCAAGUCGCGGAGCUCGUGGCCGAGCUGGAGCGCCAAGGUGCAGAACUGGCGCGCCAGCACAUGCGCGUCGGGCUCGAGAGGGUGCAGCUAGCUAAACUACCAGAUCAGAUGGCGCAGCUAGAGAAGGACGUGGCCACGCUGAGACAAGCGAGGCAGGAUCGCCAAGACAAGCAUGCCACGGACCCGGAGCUGCGGCUACCAAUAGGCAAGACGGCGGCACUCGCAGAGCAGCGCGAGGCAGAGGCACGAGACCUGGAGCGGCAGUUGGGGCAGCUGCGCGGGUCGGCGGCGCCGCGCAAGCGCAAGGAGGCGGAACGGCUGCGGGCGGAGCUGGCGCCGCUCGAGACCAUGCGACAGGCCUCGACUGCUGCGGCCCAAGAGGCGAAAAGAAGAAAGGAGGCGGCCUUACGAGGCGGCGAGGACCAUCUCGAGGAGCGCGGGAGGUGGUGGCGGACAUCAGAGACGCUGUUGAAGCAGAUGCUCGAUAUCAAAACCUGA